UCACCCCUUUAUUCUAUUAGAUAAAAUAUCCCGUUGUUUAUUUUUGAUCCACUUUUCAAGAAGCGACGACUUUAAUUCCUCAACACCCAAGUUCCAAGUUCCUAGUCCCCCUGUGCUUUCUCAUUCCCCACUAUCGUAUCUUCCCAAAAAAGUAACCAUAUUUGACCAACAUCUUGCAAGAGAUUUCCUUGCUAAGAUCAUCUUUCUCUUCUACAUAAUCUCAAAUCACAACUACCUCUUCACCUAUCUACUAUCAAAAUGCGUGAAGUUAUUAGCAUCAACGGUAAGAAUCCUUUCGACGCGUUUAUACUAUACACCGCUAUCACAAGGGGUUGUUUUGUAAAUAACACAAUGUUGACGAUGAAAGUAUACUGAUGUGUAUCUCCUAUAGUCGGUCAAGCCGGUUGUCAAAUCGCAAACUCUUGCUGGGAGGUAAGUUCUCAAGUCGACAAAAUCCAUAUUGUCGUCGCGGCGGAUGAUGGCUAUGGAGCUCGCAUAACUGACAGAUGUUUCUCUCUUGCAGCUCUACUGUCUUGAGCAUGGUAUUCAGGUAAGCAUAAUGUUUAUAACAACCUUUCUAAUACUCCUAGCCUUUACUGACAACGUCUCUAACAGCCCGAUGGAUACUUGACCGAGGAACGUAAAGCCGCCGACCCCGACCAAGGCUUCAGCACCUUUUUCUCCGAAACCGGUAUGCAUACAAAAUACAGCUACAACAUUAUGAUAUGUCAGAAUACUGACAGGAUUCUGCAAUAAAGGUCAAGGAAAAUAUGUUCCACGUACUAUCUACUGUGAUCUCGAGCCAAAUGUCGUCGAUGAGGUCCGUACCGGUACAUACCGCAACUUGUUCCACCCGGAACAAAUGAUCACAGGAAAGGAGGAUGCCUCCAACAACUAUGCCCGUGGUCACUACACUGUUGGCAAGGAGUUGAUCGAUCAGGUUUUGGAUAAGGUUCGCCGGGUUGCCGAUAACUGCUCUGGUCUCCAAGGUUUCCUCGUUUUCCACUCUUUCGGUGGUGGAACUGGAUCUGGUUUCGGUGCUCUCCUUAUGGAGCGUUUGUCAGUCGAUUUCGGAAAGAAAGUAAAGUUGGAGUUCUGUGUCUACCCAGCACCACAAACUGCUACCUCCGUCGUUGAACCAUAUAACUCUAUCCUUACAACCCACACUACUCUUGAACAUUCCGAUUGUUCUUUUAUGGUUGACAAUGAGGCUAUCUACGACAUCUGCAGAAAGAAUCUUGGUCUUGAGAGACCUGACUACGUCAACUUGAACCGAUUGGUCGCCCAAGGUAUGCUGUUCCUGGGAAAUGGAAAUUGUUUCUUGUGCUAAUAAUCUACAGUUGUUUCUUCCAUCACCGCCUCCCUCCGAUUCGAUGGUUCCCUCAACGUUGAUCUUAACGAGUUCCAAACCAACUUGGUUCCAUAUCCACGUAUCCAUUUCCCUCUCGUUGCCUACGCCCCAGUUGUCUCCGCCGCCAAGGCAUCUCACGAGGCCAAUUCCGUCCAAGAAAUCUCCAUGUCUUGCUUUGAGCCCAAUAACCAGAUGGUCAAAUGUGACCCACGCAACGGAAAGUACAUGGCUACUUGCUUGUUGUACCGUGGUGAUGUUGUAACAAAUGAUGUUCACGCUGCUGUGGCCACUCUCAAAACUAAGCGCACCAUUCAAUUUGUUGAUUGGUGCCCAACUGGUUUCAAGAUUGGUAUCUGCUUCCAGCCACCUCAAACCGUUCCUAACGGUGAUUUGGCCAAGGUUAACCGUGCUGUGUAAGUUCAACCCGCCCCUUUAUUGAAAAUACCUUGCUAACCCUUUUUGAAGAUGCAUGCUUUCAAACACAACUGCCAUUGCUGAGGCAUGGUCCGCCCUUUCCCACAAAUUCGACCUUAUGUACUCCAAGCGUGCUUUCGUGCAUUGGUAUGUCGGUGAGGGUAUGGAGGAAGGUGAAUUCUCCGAGGCUCGUGAGGAUCUUGCCGCUUUGGAGCGUGAUUAUGAAGAAGUUGCAACAGACUCUCUUGAGGGUGACGAGGGUGCUGAUGCGGAGUACUAAAUCAUUCCCUUGUUUCAUAUGUCAAUCUUCUACGAGGUUACAUAUCCGCAAAGCUUUAUUUAGUACUUGAUAUGGUAGCGUGUGAGUUCUUGAGGCGUGUUUUAAAGCAUGAUCAUGUUUCCCGGCAAGCCGAUAGAGUCAUUCUUCCUUUCAAUGAAUUCACGAAGGAAUCUCUCUUUUUUUUAAUCAGAAUGCUUUUUUGUAAUCCAAAUACCACCAAUCCUAGUAGCCAAUACAGAUAGCAAUAAGAAAAUGUUGUGAAAUGUGAUUAA
Sclerotinia trifoliorum is the source of this 2317-nucleotide messenger RNA. The record is from the annotation of a GenBank genome assembly. Lineage: Eukaryota; Fungi; Ascomycota; Leotiomycetes; Helotiales; Sclerotiniaceae.